Messenger RNA from Eremomyces bilateralis CBS 781.70, 2912 nucleotides. RefSeq lists its product as uncharacterized. Gene Ontology annotation, molecular function: carbohydrate binding. The record is from RefSeq and is a predicted model, not a curated record. The coding region runs from base 207 to 2519 and encodes 770 amino acids. Lineage: Eukaryota; Fungi; Ascomycota; Dothideomycetes; Eremomycetales; Eremomycetaceae. The transcript has 4 exons.
UCCUUUCUAAACUACCAUCUCGGAAUCUUCACUUUCCAUAUUGCCAUCAGCAUCACAUACUCUAUGCAAAUAUAGAUCUUCUUUAAUUGCUGCUGUCUUGACUCUUUUGUCACUUCGUUAGUCCAUCCCAACCACCUAUCUCAUUUCUCCCUUGUUUGGCUUGCCACCUCCGCUUUGGUCUACGGACUGGUUCUCAGGUGGUCAGGAUGCCGCUUCUUGGUGGCGUGGCACUUGUCGCACUGUGUCUGGCGUCGAGCAUAUCUGCAUCGUCCGGCUCGGUAGUGAAGUACUGUGGUGACGGACCCUAUAAUGAGGAUAAGUACACUUGCUUCGACGAUAAGACUCUCUGUCCCAAAAUCAAUGGCAAGGUGACCAGAGUAUGUGGGAGAUCCUGCUACUAUGAUGAUAGAUUCUCAUGUGAUGGACACGGGGGACUGGAACCGCUUAAGCGUCCAAAAGCGAAGUUCACUCUCUCCGUUGACUCCCCCGGCUUUCAUUUGGACAAGACGGCCAUUCAAGCUUGCAAUGGCAAUUUCUGGGUCCGUGACGGCCCGCCUUGCCAGGUCUGCUCUCCACACUGGAAGCGUGAGGCCGAGACGCUAGCGGAUAGCGAAGAGAGAGGCGAACACGAGAAUUCGUGGUGGUCCCACGAACUCGAGCAUUCGUGGUGGUCCUCCGCCAGCAGCUCGGACGGGUACUCCAAUGUCGACCCCCAGUUCAAAUGCGAGAAAGGUAAGACCUGUCAUUACCAUCUCCAUAUCGAAGACCCCGGCAAAUUCGAAGUCCCUUGCAAAUGCGAUGGGACGCAUCCAUGCCAUUGCGAGGACAAAUACUUCCAUUCCACGUGCAACGGAGACACCCAUUGCGACUUCAAAGUCACGGUCUUGGAUCAGGAUCCUUGCCAUGGAGGUAACUGCAAUGUCCUAGUCCUUCCACCGAAGGACUUUGGCCUGCCUUGCCACUGCGACCCGGGCAAGCAAUGUCACUGCGAGGAGAAGCCCAUUCAUUGCGAAUGCGACAAGGGUAGGCAGUGUGACUGCAUUAUCUCUUACUGGGAACCUGUCCUUCCUUACCAUUGCGAGGAGGGCAAGCCUUGCGAAUACAGUGCCCACCACUCCCACCAAUCUUCGUCCAGCUCCGACCACUCCGGCCAUCACGGUGACAAGCGAAGUCUUGACGAACGGGGGUGUAAACACUGCUCUUCUUCUUCUUCUUCUUCCUCUUCUUCUUCAUCCAGCUCCGACGACGAGUCUUACUAUAAAAAUUAUAUGGCCAACUGCAAUGUGAACUGCAAACAGAACCAGCCAUGCGAGUGCAAUCAGCAUCAGCAUCAUCGAAGUCUCGAGACACGCGGGUUUUCCCUGCCUGGAAAGAAGGGCAAGAGCGGCAAGAAAAGUAAGAACAGCAAGAGCAAGAGCAGCAAGAGCAGCAAGAGCAGCAAGCACUGCCAUCACUGCGAUUCUUCAUCCAGCUCAGAUAGCGAUGACCCCUUCAAACUCCAAUGCAAGGACCAAAACUGCCACAUUAUCUACAAGGAGCUCUACCAGUGCUUCGGCGAUCGUCCGGUGAAGGAAUGCUUGCAGGCAUAUCCAGAGCACAGCAAGCACCUUGACAAGUGUUGCGAUGGUAGCUGCAAGGACACGGAUAAGGACAAUGGCAAGGUGUGCGAGACGUACCAGAAAGCCAAACAUGAUGCAUGCGGCGGUGGCGAUGAUUGUGUCUUCUGGGAGAAGAUCCACCACGACAAUGACCACGGCGAUGACCACCAUGGCGGGGAUUGCAACUGCGACCACCAUGGCAAGCGUGAGGCGGAGGAGAUCGAGCGAGACCUCGCCAACCAGACACACCUGGCCCAGCCGGCAAUGGUUCGCCUUGGAAGGACGCAUGAACCCAUCUUCUUCGGAACCGAGAAGAAGGCCCGUGGCGAGACUGAGUGCUUAUGCAAGCAAGCAGUCCCCCGAACUGCUGAGGAGGUGUUCUACAACGCGCUGCAGAAGAACCUGCGUGUGCAUGGGAAGUGUCGUCGUGAGCUGAACACUGUGCUUUUCCCUGGAUUUGAGAUGGCCAACUCCGAUGCCGACCAUCCGCAGCUCUACUUCAUGCGCAGGGACGGCGCCCUCUCGUACAACCUCCCCUCCGGCAAGGUUGACCUCUCAUCCACAGCGAAGCCCAUUGACAUCGGAAGAAGCUCCGUCGUCGGUGCCUCAGUUCGCCAACCCGAAAGUCACAUGGCCAUCGGCGACAACGUGAACUUCCUGGCCUGCUCGACUUGCAGUCAGGGUGCGCAACCUGGUCGCGAUGAAGCUUGUGCAUGGCAGAUCUACAGCCGGUCCGUCUUCGACUCAAUGGGCGGCGCCGAUCGUGUCAAGGAGCUCAAUAAGCCGGCCAAGCGUGAGUCGGACUACAAGCUUCCCCUCGAUGAGGUCGAGAAGGCCUACCUGAAGAGGAUGGGCCGCUGCACCCCGAUUCAGAUCAAGAUGACACCCUACAAAGGCGCCACGCCUUACCGAUACGCAUGAUGGACCAUUUCAGAUUGAUUGACGCGAUGCUUGAUGUUGGCUAUCACUCUGACAUGCAUGAGCCUCCGGAUUCAGCUGCGCCAAAUUGUCCCGAUGCACCCCGAGCGCAUGUUGAAGAACGAGGUUGGUCGGUUUUGGGCUUGGUUUGGGAUGGGGUCUACUAUGUCUUUUCUUUUCUUUUCUUGUGCUUCUUGCUUCGAGGCCUAUUUUUUCUGCUUACCUUCUUCCUGAAGCUUUCUCGCGAUCUCGUCGUCGGAUGGGUCCACACACUCCUCCACCUGGACUUUUGGGGGGCAGUGGGAAAGGUCUCCAUUUUCGUUUUGUACUGGUUCGGACAAACACUCUUCCUAUUAGCAAUAGGGCGUAGGGUACUUGAUAGAGAAUGGUUCAUAA